This is a messenger RNA of Bursaphelenchus xylophilus (pine wood nematode), 1791 nucleotides long. The record is from the annotation of a GenBank genome assembly. NCBI's taxonomy places the organism in Eukaryota, Metazoa, Nematoda, Chromadorea, Rhabditida, Aphelenchoididae.
AUGUUAAGAUACGAUCGGAACCCGAAUGUGUUGGCAUCAUUGCGUUCGAUGAGAACAGAGGUGGACCGAGCAGGACGAGGAGGGAAUGACGUCAGGGUAAUCUUGUACUUCUAUUCCUAGUCAAGCGAAUAUUUAGUCCCAGAUGGCUUCGGAAGCGAAACUAAUCUUAGAGCGGGCCGAAAGGGAAAUUAAUAAGAUUCAGAAGAGGCGGACAGAAGCCCUCAUGAACGGCGAUACUAUCAACGCCGAGAGACUUGCCCGUCGAAUCAACCAAAUCUAUUCCGCCGCGGUUAGAGAGGCUCGAGUAGAUGCAGUCCGAAAUGAGGUUAGCUGUAGUUGAUGAGGAACUUAAGCAGUUGUAAUUGUUGCCCGUGUUAGACUUGGUGACGUCAUUCCUUUAGAGAACGAGACGUCCUCGGAGUUACGAUCAGUUAGAUACAAUGGAAAGAUUGCCACAAACAGAAGGAAGGAGCUUCAGAAGACGGCCAAGGAUCGUCACUCCACCAAGAGAUUACUAUAAAGAAUAUGCGAGAGAUAGGAACGAGGCCCAGACAAGUUAUACAAGAUUCAGAUCUCCAUGGAGAUUACCAUCUCCUCCGGAAAAACAGCAAAGAGAUAGAUUUCGGAGAACGAAAAGCCAAAGGAAUAAUCAACGACGAUCACAGAGUUCCGGAUCUGAAAGACUCAAAUAUACAUCCAAUUCAGAAGCUGCUGUUAAACAUAUGAAACGGAACAAAAGACUCAAAGAUGUGAAACUUCCAAAAACGGCUGAUGUCAUCAAACAGAUCCCGAUGACUGGUCAAAGUCAGCUACAUCCUAUUCCUGAGCCAGGAGAAACAAAGUAAAUUCAUUUAGUAUUUAUGUCAACUUUUUUUAGUAUAUGUCCUCAAUGUUAUGAACGGAACGAUGCCUUCGCAGUAGAGGCCAAUCUGAAGCAGCACUGGUUGUAUCAUUGUCCUGUUCUCACGAAAUGCGACUUCUGUGAUCAAGUUCUUCAUGUGGCCGAACUCAAUAAUCAUCAUAUAAAUCUGUGCCAAUUUGUGAACAAAACCAUGCUUCCCUGUCCAUUAUGUGGCUUGGCUCAAUAUGGAGGUGAAAGUAAUCAUCCUCGAUGUCCAAGUAAGUGUUAUUGCAACGAAAUAUUUGAUGACAGAAACUCAUCCCGAACCGGGCGCAGCCUGGUGUCCUUUAUGUUCCAAGAAAGUUGAAUCUCUCACCUCACCCGAAUCAUGGAGAAAUCAUUUAAUCGGCAAUUGUUUAAACAACCCAAGGAUAAAGAGCAGAUGGAAUGGCAAGACGGCACCAACGUGAGUAUAAUACAAUCUCAAGAAAUAGCAUUUCUAAUGACAAUAUAUUUAUAAUACAAAAGUUUUUAAUCACACAAUCGUUGCAGACAAGGAGCAUCGCUAUUAACCGGUCUACAAUUGAAUGUAGGUUGGAUUACUCUCUUCCUUUACCCGUUUACAGACUGAAUUUGAUUCUGUCCCAAUUAAUGAACCCCAACAAAAUAUGGCCCCGGUCCCAAUGGCUCCUCCGGCCGUUGGGGGAAUGCCCUUAGGCAAUGGGGACAUAAAUGGACCAAUAACUGGAGCUCCCUCCCAAUUUGGUCAACUCCCUCCACUUAAUGCAAAUCAAGGCUUUGGAAUUGCCCAGAAUCCGCAGCAACCAACGAAUGGGCAGAAUCUUAGAAGUGCAUAUAGAAAGCUGCAGCAAGAGAGGAAACAAGAUUAUGAGAAACAACAGGAAAGAGAGGCAGCGGAGGAGGAGGAGAAGGAAGAAGAAGAUCAUUAG